Messenger RNA from Penicillium malachiteum, 1749 nucleotides. Its product is annotated as fungal specific transcription factor domain-containing protein. Lineage: Eukaryota; Fungi; Ascomycota; Eurotiomycetes; Eurotiales; Aspergillaceae. The coding region runs from base 1 to 1749 and encodes 582 amino acids. The record is from RefSeq and is a predicted model, not a curated record. The transcript has a single exon. Gene Ontology annotation, molecular function: zinc ion binding; DNA binding. Gene Ontology annotation, biological process: DNA-templated transcription.
AUGAGUGAACGGGCCCAUAAACGAUUAAGAACGACACCAGGAAUGGUCGAAACUCCGGCCGUUCUCUCCACUCUACCGUUGGACAAUUUACUAUGUGAGGUUCACCGUCUCCUGGGACCGACGUGGUGCUUGGCGCCGUAUAACACGCUUUUGCCUUCAUAUCUGAAGCCUCCUUCUUCCAAGAUUCAGGCUGAGGAUUUGAACUUCCUGAUACGGAAGGGUGCGCUUGAUAUUCCGCCUGCUGCAUUGCGUGAGGAGAUUCUGAAGGCUUAUAUUCGGCAUGUUCAUCCUCAUAUGCCGUUUUUGGAUCUUAAUGUCUUCUCGGAUGCUAUCUUCAACAGUCAUGUGGGGAGUAAUGGGCAGGAUGGAAUAAGUCUGCUUUUAUUUCAGGCUGUCAUGUUUGCUGGAGCGUUCUUUGUUGACUUGAAGCAUCUCUACGCCGCCGGGUUCCUGUCUCGGCGAAAUGCAUUGGAAAUUCUUUUUGAAAGAGCUAGGGUAAGAGAUAUAAUCAAUAUUGGCAAAAAGGUUUUUGGAAGGGCGUGGACUAAUACUUUGCAGACGCUUCACGAUUUUGAUAGUGAGGAUGAUGAGCUCGCUAUUGUGCAGAGCCUUCUACUCAUGACAUAUUGGUACGAGAACCCGCAGCGGAACAAAGACGGGAGACACUGGAUCAGCGUGUGUAUAUCACUUGCAUGCAAAAUUAGUCUCCAUCUUGAGUCAUCAAAACUACUAGUAGGAGAUUCUUCUCAAAAGUUCCAUAGUCUUCUAUGGUGGAGUAUAUUCACUCGCGACAGAAUGAUUGCAUUCGGGUUACAGCAGCCACCACUUAUCAAAAAUGAAGUCUAUCUCCCAAUGGAUGUUCCGACUGCUGAAAGUUUGGGUAUAUUCAAUCUUCAAUCAUUCAGAGGGUACGCUGGUGGAUGUUAUAAAGCAAAUCGCGAAUCACUCGGAUGCAUAUUCAUUGAGAAAAUCAAGCUUUGUCGCUGUAUCCGGGAUGAUAUGUUUUCCUGGGACGCACAGAAGAAAAGACCUGUUGGUAGUCCCAGUCAUGCUGAGUCUCGGAAAGAGAGUCUUCUGGCGUCGAAAGAAGGUCUCCAAACAUGGCGUGAAGAGCUACCGUCCAAAAUCAAGUUCCAACCAAAGCACUUCCUCCCACCCAACGACGGUGAACUCAUCUUCCACAUACACUGUGCAUGGCUAUGGAUGGCUUACAAUGACAUACACAGCACAGUACACCGGCAGCUGGAAUUCCUAUCUGAAGACUCUGACAGUCCACGUCAACUCUCACUAAGUACAUCCGAGAGCCCGGUUCUCAGUGGGGCAGUCGAAAUGACAGAAGUGGCUCAUGAUCUCUGUCAAAAGCACCUGAUACACUACCUACCAUGCAGCAGUGUUCCAAUGAUUCUACGCGCGGGAAUCAUUCAUAUCCAGCGGAUGUGUACCGGAGAUGCUGAGAUAGAGCGAUCAGGUCUCAAGGGUCUUUUGCAGUGUCUUUCAGCACUGAAGCAGUUGAGCAGAGUUUACGGAUCUGCUCUUUUUCUUGUUUCUAUUCUUGGAGGGGAGCAAACCGAGGCAUUGAAUUCAUCGACUCCGAAAGAUAUCUUGAAGAAAUUUGAUAUAGAGACUCUAGAUCGGCUUACUUUGGGGUUUGCUGAGUCUUCGAGUCCAACUAUAUUGAAGAUUAGAGAACCCUAUGAUGUGGAUGUGAUUGCGCAGCUCAAAUCCCGGAGGACUGAUCUUUGCUAUUGA